Messenger RNA from Tarenaya hassleriana, 1500 nucleotides. RefSeq lists its product as uncharacterized. Lineage: Eukaryota; Viridiplantae; Streptophyta; Magnoliopsida; Brassicales; Cleomaceae. The record is from RefSeq and is a predicted model, not a curated record. Bases 84 to 1310 code for a protein of 408 amino acids. The transcript has 8 exons.
AAGCGAUUUCUCUCACCGAACGCAAAGGAAGCGGCUUCCUCUUCGUCGUCGCCGCUCUCGUCCUGUCUUCCUCUGCAAGGAAAAUGUGGCGAACCGUUGAUGUUCAUGUCAAAACCCUAGGUCGACCCAUCUGUACAAUCCUCUUCACCGUCUCGAGUUCUAACCUCAAACCAUCGCCGUCGUUUCAGCUCCGUCUGCGAUCGUCGUUGUCGUCCUCUCCGUUUCGUUAUCCUCCGAAAAUUUUGUCUGUAUCCAAUUCUCCGAUUUUUAGUUCACGGGGAAGCCGGAGCCUCGGGGAUCUCUUCUCCUGGAGGCCAAUUUCUUCGUCUUCGUCGGCGGAGGCUUCUGCCGCCGCUUCAGCUCAGCCGCAGCAGCAACAUGCCGUGGAUUGGGGUGAAAGUGGAUCGUGCUUGGAUGUUGAGGAUGGUAAUAAUGACGGCGUCGAGGAGGAUGCUAAGCUUUCUAUUCCUGUUCGAGCCUACUUCUUCUCCACUAGUGUUGAUUUGAGAAGCUUAGUCGAUCAGAACAAGCAGAAUUUCAUCCCACCCACUUCAAGAAUGACUAACUAUGUCGUUCUUCGGUUCGGCAACCAUGCUGAUCCCACUGGCAAGGGUGGUUGCAUAAGUGGGAGUGAGAGUGUUUACAUGGUAGUUUUCCAGUACGGUUCAAUCGUCUUGUUUAAUGUACGGGAACACGAGGUUGAUGAGUAUCUGAAAGUUGUGGAGAGACAUGCUUCAGGAUUGCUUCCCGAAAUGAGAAAGGAUGAAUAUGAAGUUAGAGAGAACCCGACUCUGAACACGUGGAUGCAAGGCGGUUUGGACUACAUCAUGUUGCAGUUCCUGAAUAUCGACGGAAUCAGAACCAUCGGUAGUGUUCUUGGCCAGAGCAUUGCGCUCGAUUACUAUGGCCGCCAGGUUGAUGGUAUGGUUGCAGAAUUUACCGACAUAAAUCGUGGGAUGGAGAAAACCGGGACAUUCACUAUGGAUAGGAAGAAGCUCUUCCAGUUGGUAUGGAAAGCUAAUUCUAAUCUCGCCGAUGUCAUUCUGAAGCUCGGGCUAUUCGAGAGAUCGGAUAUAGCGUGGAAGGAUGCCAAAUAUGCUCAGAUUUGGGAGUAUCUUAGGGAUGAAUUCGAACUGACCCAGAGAUUUGCAAGCCUUGAUUUUAAGCUCAAGUUUGUAGAGCACAACAUUCGGUUUCUGCAGGAAAUUCUUCAGAACAGGAAAUCGGAUUUUCUGGAAUGGCUCAUCAUCAUCCUGAUCAGUGCCGAGAUCGCCAUAUCCUUGUACGAUCUCGUCCAGAGGUCUUUGUAAUCUCCCUUCUCCUUCUUCUUCUUUUUUUACAUAUAAACAAAAAGGGAAAACUUUUUCAAUCAGAAAAAAAGCAGAUUUCUUGAUUGUUCUUGAGGAGAGAGAGGUAAGAAAGGCUGAAACCCUAAUUGUCUUCUUUGUAAAGUAACCAUGAAUCCAUGAAUGAAUAGAGAGGUUUUGCUUCAUGAUAUUA